AAUUAAGAGUAUUGAAGACAAUCUUUUUAUUUCUUUCAAAUUAAAAACAUGUAUAAGUCUAAAAUAAUUACGUCAUUAUUCUAUUUAUCCAUAAAAGUGUUAAUUAUAGUAUCAUUAACCUCACAAAAGGCUGUAGGGUGAAGAAAUAAAUUGAUCUAGAUGUCUACCGAUGUCCAUUUGUGAUUAAAUAAUUCCAGGAAAGUUUUUUGUUUGCAAAAAAUAAAAAAAAAGUCUGCUUCUGCGUUUAAGUAAUGUAUGAAAGGGUGAGAGGGGAUAUUGUUGCAAGUAAAUUGGUCCAAGUGCUGACUAUCACGCAAGAAGGGUGUGCGCACACGGGUAGAUUGGACUGGAUAGAUACAAGUAAGUUGUGCAUUGGAAUUUUGUGAGUGCGUGCAGUUAUUUGUGGAUAAAUAGAAUCAAUAGCAUCGCGUGCACACUAACGACUGUCAACAGCAAAAAAGAUCUAGCUGAGGAAGUCAAUCGUUACUAAGAGAGCUGGUAAUACCCCGAGAACAGCUAGUAGAGCUUGAGAGUUGUUGCGAACUAAAGUCAGAUAAACAUAAACACUGUGGUGAAAAUAACUACUCCAAAUAUAACAAGACCUGCAGAGAUUUAAUUAAUAAUUUCUACAUUCCGGUAAUGUCGAAGUGGUUGAAAAGUUCGACCGUAAAUCAGUAUAUUAAUCAAAACACAAUCAUUGAAUUGGAAAGUCUAGACUCAAGAAAGAGCGCGACAGGAAAUGUCUUACAGUGAUGGCGGGCGCUCGAUACGUAAAUCCGGCUCCAAAUCGCCGAAAAAAUUACGUGUGACAAAAUUAGAGAAUAGUGAUCGAACAACGACAACGAUUAACUACGGAAAUCAUCAUCAUCAUCACCAUCAUCAUCGUCAUAGUUAUCUAGAUAAUCCACAACCGUCUGUCCAUAAACGUAAUCUAUACAUCGUUUCUUUUCCCCUCAUACUCGUCUUCAAUCUAUUAAGAAACCUUCUUUAUCAGCUGUUUAUUGUUUUCAAAUAUUUAUAUGCAUCGACAAAUCACCUGAUACAAAAAAGAAAGGCUACUAAAGGCCAGUGUCAAUUGGAAAUUAUUGUUAGACCUGAGACAAAUGAUUUGUUAGCUGUUCCUGGUGAUCAAGAAAAUCCUCAAGUCAUGUCUCAAGUUUCACGAAGACCUGCAGGUCCAGGUCCUGCUGAUCCUUUGCUUGCCAAACAAAAACAUCAUCAUCGAAGAGCCUUUGAAUUCAUUAGUAAAGCAUUAAAAAUUGAUGAAGAAAAUGAAGGACACAAAGAAAUGGCUAUUGAAUUAUACAAAAAAGGUAUUGGAGAGCUGGAAAAAGGUGUUGCAGUUGAAUGUUAUGGCGGUAGAGGAGAAGUUUAUGAAAGAGCUCAAAGAUUGCACGAGAAAAUGCGAGCUAAUUUAGCAAUGGCCAAGGAUAGGCUAGACUUUCUGGCAAAUUUUUGUACGCUGAAAAAGCUGGAUAUUACUACAAAUAAGUGUCGUGGAAGUGAAAAAUCCUCUGAAGACUAUUCUCAAACUCAAACAUAUCCAAGGAUAAGGAAAAAUACUCAUAUUUUACGUACAAAUGAGUCUCUAACGGAUGCCAAUAAAUCUUAUAACCAUACAAACAUUAGUUCUAAUAACGGUACACAAACACAAAUAUCUAAAAUAUCGCAAAGACCAAAGUCUCCAAAAAUUAGUCACACCCGUGCACCAGAAGCAUCGGGAAGAAAACUGACAGUUCCAGGCAAAAGAAUACCAGGUGGAGUAUUGAGUAAAAGUCAAACAUUGCCAAGAAGUAUGGGAAGAUCAACCCCAAGUCUUGCUUGUCACAGAACAACACCAAUCAAGCCUUCUGGAACUCCUCCAUCAAUUAAAAGACAGUUAUCAAUACCGGGAAGUGGUUCUCCAAUCAGAAGACCUGGAACUCCAGGAGGAUCCAACAGCAAUCGUGGAACUCCAUCGAAGAAAGUACCAAUGUUGAAAGGAGUUGACCCCAAACUAGCACAAGUUAUUUUGGAUGAGAUUCUUGAAGGAAGUGCUGCAGUUCAAUGGGAAGAUAUUGCAGGUCAAGAAGUUGCUAAACAAGCAUUGCAAGAAAUGGUUAUAUUACCAUCUCUCCGACCUGAACUUUUCACAGGAUUACGUACUCCAGCCCGAGGACUUUUAUUAUUCGGACCUCCUGGAAAUGGAAAAACUCUUUUAGCUCGAGCUGUAGCUACUCAAUGUCAAGCGACAUUUUUUUCAAUCUCUGCUGCAAGUUUAACUUCCAAAUACGUUGGAGAAGGCGAGAAAUUAGUCAGAGCUCUUUUUGCAAUCGCUCGAGAAUUACAACCUUCAAUCAUAUUCGUUGAUGAGGUUGACUCUUUGCUUAGUGAAAGAAGAGAUAAUGAACAUGAAGCGUCGAGAAGAUUAAAAACAGAAUUCUUGGUAGAGUUUGAUGGUUUGCCAUCCAAUCAUGAUGAACGUGUGCUAGUGAUGGCAGCGACCAAUCGACCACAAGAACUGGACGAAGCUGCUUUAAGGAGAUUUACUAAGAGGGUUUAUGUAACUUUGCCAGAUCUUCAGACACGAAUUACACUUUUGAAGAGGCUCCUUGCCAAGCAUAAUAAUCCAUUGAGUCCGGAGGAACUUAAGAGAACUGCUGUUCUUACGGAAGGCUACUCUGGAAGUGAUUUAACUGGGUUGGCUAAAGAUGCUGCUCUUGGUCCCAUAAGAGAAUUGAAUCCAGAACAAGUUAAAGCCCUGGAUUUAAAUCUCGUUCGUAACAUUACGAUGCAAGACUUUUUGGAAUCAUUGAAAAGAAUUCGACGUUCAGUAUCACCAUCAAGUCUAGCAGCAUUUGAAAAAUGGAGUUUAGAAUAUGGAGAUGUAAGUCUUUGAUUUUUAAAAGUGCCCUCCUGAGGGCUUUAACCACCUCAAAGAGAAAACGCAUUGACAUUUUUAAUUACAUUAAGCGUUGAAGAUGAAAUUCUGAUGGACUGUAAGGCAUUAUUUUGUUAUCGAUUACGUCUACAGCAUACACAGACGUAAGAGGUUUUUUAAAAUGAAAUUAGCGAUAAAGCGAAAAGAAAAAAAAAAAUUGAUAAUUAAAUUAUCGUUUAUAAUACUUACAUUAAAAAUGAGAAGAGUUAGUAAGAAUACUCGACAGUAGAAAAUAAAAUAUUUCGAUUCCGUCAGCUUUACUGCAGGAUUUUUCAAAAGACACUUAGGUAACAUUGAUUACAAAUAAUAUACACAAUUAUGAAUGCAACCAUGCACGUCCAGAAUGAUAAUAAAAAAAAAAAAAAGAACAUAAAAUGGAAAUAGUCACCUAUCUAGUCGUAGAUUUUAAUAAUUCACAUGUACAAACCAAACAUAUAUCAAGAUAAAUAGUAACAAUAGAUAAUAAGUAAUGAAAAAAAACAAGAGAGGAUAACAA
This is a messenger RNA of Chelonus insularis, 3416 nucleotides long. RefSeq names its product spastin (gene spas). Gene Ontology annotation, cellular component: microtubule cytoskeleton. The transcript is spliced from 5 exons. The record is from RefSeq and is a predicted model, not a curated record. Gene Ontology annotation, molecular function: microtubule severing ATPase activity; ATP hydrolysis activity; ATP binding. NCBI's taxonomy places the organism in Eukaryota, Metazoa, Arthropoda, Insecta, Hymenoptera, Braconidae. Bases 740 to 2878 code for a protein of 712 amino acids.